ACGUUUACUAUUUCUGCAGCAGGCAUGCAGCUCUAGUUGGCACUCAAGUCGUGGAUACCAGCUUAACUACGCGUUUGUGCAUCACUGCGUUAUCACUGGCGUGUUCCCUUCCAUUGCGCUUAGAAGAAAGAAAACAUCGUGUACAAUUGCAAAGAGAUUCAAAUGUUUUUCCUAGGCAUUUUUUUGUUUUCAUUCCGCUGACAUCCCAGGUUUCUCCCUGCGUUGAGGAUGACGUUCUUGCUAUAUGCUUUCAUUUCCAGUUGUAUAUAGCUUUACUGGAGAACACUUUCGAGAGAAUUUGUGAGUAAAGACUGCAAUUACUUUAUGUUCUGCUUCGUUUUGUUCUAUCUUUUUCAUCUAGUUAGUAGUAGGUUAACGAAUGCGAGAUGUAUGCCAUCAUAUAGGAUUCUCACCUGAAGAAAACCUGCGUACACUGUAAAUGAUCCUAUUUCAAAAGCGCAUGGAAACUGUAGUGGCAUUGGCAAUCUGACUGGUGAGGCAUUGUUCAUUGACUGCCCCCCUAGACAAAACGACAAGAAUACAGAGCCUUUGGAUCACUAUAGAGGACUAUUUUUGACCUUCGCUGCUCACUCUUGUUAGUCUUAAAUAAAAUAGCCUACAAUGUCUAUAAACCGAAGUAUCGAAUGGGAACAUUUUGAGGAGCGAGAAAAGGCUCAUCGAUCCUCACGGGGGAGCGGGUCGGCAACUCAAAGCGGUUCCAGAGGCAAUGGGCUUGUACCCAGUCCAGCUCACAGUGCACAUUGCAGCUUCUACCGCACUCGCACUUUACAGUCGCUCACUUCAGAGAAGAAAGCGAAAAAAGUUCGCUUUUACCGGAAUGGAGACAAAUACUUCAAGGGCUUGGUGUACGCGGUGUCAAACGACCGGUUUAGGUCCUUGGACGCUCUUCUCAUGGAACUCACGCGCUCGCUUUCGGAUAAUGUGAACUUGCCUCAAGGUGUAAGGAGCCUUUUCACUGUGGAUGGGAGCAGAAAGAUAACAAGUCUUGAAGAGCUAGUAGAAGGGGAGAGCUAUGUGUGUGGAUCCAAUGAGCCUUACCGUAAGGUGGACUACACCAAGAAUGUGAAUCCUAACUGGUCACUGGGAGUAAAAACAGGCACAUCGCGCUCUCUGUCCUCGCUCAGCUCUCUUAAGAAUGAACUCCUCCGGGAGGGCAAGGACUUUAUCAAGCCCAAACUGGUCACCGUCAUCCGCAGCGGCGUCAAGCCCCGCAAGGCUGUGCGCAUCCUCCUCAACAAGAAGACCGCUCACUCCUUCGAACAGGUGCUUAAUGACAUCACCGAUGCCAUCAAGCUGGACUCUGGGGCUGUCAAGAGGCUCUACACUUUGGAGGGCAGACAGAUCUCAUGCCUGCAGGACUUCUUUGGGGAGGAUGACGUGUUCAUUGCAUGUGGCCCAGAGAAGCACCGCUAUGCUCAGGAUGACUUUGUGUUGGAUCACAGUGAGUGUCGCGUGUUGAAGUCCUCGUACACACGAUCCUCCACUCCAGCAAGGGCUUCAGCAGGGUCCAAGAGCCCUGGAGCCACACGGCGCAGCAAGUCCCCUGGCUCAGUGAGAAGAGCCACAGGCCACUAUUCCACCAGCAGUCAGUCACCUGUCAAGUCUCCCGUGAAUGGCAUUCCCAGCAGUCAGAUGUCCACCCCCAAAUCCACCAAAUCCUCCAGCUCCUCCCCCACCAGCCCCCGCAGCAUGCGCAGCUUCAAGUUCAGCUGCAACACGCGGCUGAGGGAGCCUCCUCCAUGCCCUGCUCAGAUUCCUCCACAUCAUACUUCAGCCUCCAAUGUGAAUGGUUCAAAUGAGCAGCCACCUGCUAACAGUCUUAGUCCUGAAGUCAAUGGCAACAGAAACAUGUCGGAAUUAACCGUUAUGGAGAAGUAUAACAUUGGGAAAGUCAUUGGUGAUGGAAAUUUUGCUAUAGUAAAAGAAUGUACUGAACGCUCCACUGGUAAAGAGUUUGCUUUGAAGAUCAUAGACAAGGCUAAGUGUGCUGGCAAAGAGCACCUGAUAGAGAAUGAGGUUGCUGUGUUGAGGCGGGUCAAGCACCCCAACAUCAUCAUGCUGAUUGAGGAGGUGGACACUCCCACAGAGCUCUACCUGGUCAUGGAACUGGUCAAGGGGGGUGACCUGUUUGACUCCAUCACCUCCUCCACCAAAUACACAGAGAGAGAUGCCAGUGUGAUGGUGUUCAACUUGGCGGGGGCCCUCAAGUAUCUGCACCGAAUGAGCAUCGUACACAGAGACAUCAAGCCGGAGAAUCUACUGGUGUGUGAGUAUCCUGAUGGCACCAAGUCCUUGAAAUUAGGAGACUUUGGAUUGGCUACCGUGGUGGAGGGACCUCUGCACACUGUGUGUGGGACACCCACAUAUGUGGCCCCAGAGAUUAUCGCUGAGUCUGGUUACGGACUGAAGGUGGACAUCUGGGCUGCAGGAGUGAUCACCUACAUCUUGUUGUGUGGGUUCCCUCCAUUCCGCAGUGAGAAUAACCUUCAGGAGGACCUGUUUGACCAAAUCCUGCUGGGUCGCUUGGCCUUCCCCACCCCGUACUGGGAGAAUAUAAGUGCCUCUGCUAAGGAGCUCAUCGGCCGCAUGCUCCAGGUGAACGUGGAGGCCAGGUACACUGCAGAGGACGUGCUGGCUCACCCUUGGGUCAUGCAGGAGGAUGCUGCUCUGGGGAACAACACGAGGAUUGAGGUGACAGGUAAACUCAAGACACAUUUUAACAACACGCCAAAGCAGAACAACACUUCCGCCGGAGUGUCCGUCAUCAUGAACACAGCGCUAGAUAAGGAAAACAUCCAGCUUCAUCGUCGUCGCCAGAACAACAGCCUGCCUUCCCCUGCCUCUGGGCAAUCAGAGAAGAUCUCCACCUCUGAUCAGUCAGAGAAGAUCUCCACCUCUGAUCAGUCAGAGAAGAUCUCCACCUCUGAUCAAUCAGGGAAGAUCUCCAGUUCUGAUCAAUCAGGGAAGAUCUCCAGUUCUGAUCAAUCAGGGAAGAUCUCCACCUCUGAUCAGUCAGAGAAGAUCUCCUGUCCUGAUCAAUCAGGGAAGAUCUUCACCUCUGAUCAAUCAGAGAAGACCCCAUUUUGUGACCGUUCCCCCAAAGCACCCCUCUCCGUUCAUUGGGAAAAUCUGCCAUCGUCCUCUGUACCUGAGCCAGACAACCCCUGUGCCCCCUCACCUGAGAAGCCACCCCCCUCCACCUGUGCUCCCACUGCUCCUGCAGCCCCCUCACCUGUGGAGACUCCCCUCUCCACCUGUGCCCCGACUGCUCCUGCAGCCCCCUCACCUGUGGAGACUCCCCUCUCCACCUGUGCCCCGACUGCUCCUGCAGCCCCCUCACCUGUGGAGACUCCCCUCUCCACCUGUGCCCCGACUGCUCCUGCAGCCCCCUCACCUGUGGAGACUCCCCUCUCCACCUGUGCUCCCACUGCUCCUGCAGCCCCCUCACCUGUGGAGACUCCCCUCUCCACCUGUGCUCCCACUGCUCCUGCAGCCCCCCCACCUGUGGAGACUCCCCCCUGGGUUCCACUGGAGAGCACUGAAGUUGCUGCUGCUGCUGCUCCCACUGCUGUGGCCCCUAGUCCCCCCCUCAGUCCCCCCCUCUCUCCUCCCCUCUCUCCUUCUGAGCCCCACACAUCGCUCUCCUGGCCUGCGCCUCCCCCGGCCCCCUCCAGCUCUCUCCCAGAGCCUCCUCUAUGCAGCCUUGAGUAUGAAGGCCCUCCUCCUGCCUGGAAGCUGCUGAGGGAGGAGUGAGCCGCUGGUGGCCCACACCCGGCCCACACUCACGCCUGAUGACCAGGGGAGAUGAGCUUAGGCACCCUUACUUUAAGGUCAUACAUGUUCCUAGUAUGAGCACAAUGUAUAUUUGUCGCAUACAAUGAAUUUACCCAUUCAUAGAAAAGAGCUUCAACCAGGAAAAAGCCUGCCUUCUGACUUCCUAAGCCAAGGCUCUCAGAUAAAGCUGGUAACACAGCAAAAAGCUCACCACUGCAUGUAUUGCAUUUGCAUGUGUUAGGUAGUCAUUUUCAGCAUUCCAAUUUCAGAUCCCUUUCAAGCUUUGGCUAUUCCGUAUGCCUACCAGAGGCUCCUCAGAUCCCAGACCCACUCCUCUGUCUCACAGAUUAAGUCAACUAUAAGCAUUAAAUGCUCCUCCUAGUGAACAUACAGUAACUUGUGUCCCCUUAAAAUGGAACUUGCAUGACCACCCAUACCCACAUGAAUCCUCCAUUUCCCGAGUCAGUGUUAUUAGAAAACAGAGUAUUACCUUUUUCCUACGUUGUAUGGAAUACACUGGGGAGAUUUGCCUUUUAGAGUACUUGUAAUGUAAACUGUGUUGUGUCACUGCCCUGCCCUGGGCAUUCAGAUGGACAAUCUGUGACCUUGAGAGUCAGACAUGCCUUGUGAAGGACGUGCCUCAGAGGAAAUCAAACUGGCCGCUAGCUAGCCUCAUCCCGUCCCCUCUACCAGCUGGCCUGUCCCUCUAGCAUGAACACGCCCAAUGGAACUCCUCUAACCCCUAGUUGCUCAUGGCAGCAUUAAAGCAGGACCCAUAUCUAUAUAUCUACAGCUGUCUACUCAUUAGGACACACACGUUGGUGUAGUUAGCACUGCUGUAUGUGAUGAGCUACUGAACACUAGUACUGCAUCCAUGACUACUGUAGAUCAUGGUCAGCUUAUACAACACUGAUUAGGUUUGCAAAGGGCAAUUGGAAUUUGGAAUUUGCUGACUUGCAGAUCUGUUACAAAAUUAUGUCAUUCAUUACUGGACCUUUACACGGUCCUUCGCCAUGAUACACAAAAUAGUGGAUGAGCUAUUUUUCUAUGUUGUGAUUGAUUGACUGAUUGUAUAUAUGUGAAUUUGUACUUGAAAGCAUUUGAAAGAUGAUCAAGUUGUAUGAGAAGACAAUGUGAGUUAAUCCUUGUUGAUGUGACUUUUACUUCUGAUUGUUUUUGUUUUAUGUUUGCUCCUGGAGACUAUGCUUGAAUGUGCUGAUUGUGAUGAGUGGUAGAGGUCAAUGCGUAAGGGUCCUCCUACUGUAGACAAACCUUACAGUUGUAGAACAAACAUGAACACAGGACAUUCAUGCCCUUGGUGUCUUUUUGAUGAAAAAGUAACAGAGGGUAUGCAAUAAUAUUUUUGUAAAUAUCUGCAAGCUUUUCCUGAUUGUGGAGAGCCGUGUGGUUGUGAUGAGGAGGCUGUGCCUCUGCUCCAUGUGCUGUGCCGUGUGCUUCUGAUCAGCAUUCCUCUCACCUCUACUGACCAGUGAGGAGGCCUCAGGGCAUCUAGUGACCCCGGCCUGAGCACCAAUGCAGGAUACAUAUUCAUUUGUCUCAUUCGGUGGUGCCCAUGAAAAGCAUUAAUAGUGACUAUUAUAAUGUGAAGUUGUUCUUACUUAGACUAUCUGGAAGUUUUUGAAGGCUGAAAUCUGGAGGCCUGGUUUAAUUUUCUGUGGUUUUCUGCUCUAUUCUUAAGGAAUUUUUUAGCUGCAUGCAAAAUUCCUCUUCUGCGACUCACAUUUUAGUCUGUGUAGCUGCUAAAAGUCACAGUGGUGGGUUCCAGUGUUAGUCACAAUCUGUUGCUAUAGCGCUCUUUCAGCUUCUCCCUGUGUUCUCUUCAAAAUUCAGUUACGUUUUACAUGCAAGGGAUCCAGUUUUCAAGAUGAAGGUGUAAAGUUUGUGCAGCCAUUUUAAAUGUAAUCCUCUUGGCAUAGAACCUUUUUUUCAUUUUGUAAUAGGAAUUCAUCAAAAACUUCAUGAAAUGCAAUAAAAUCUCUGAAAUGAUU
This is a messenger RNA of Sardina pilchardus (European sardine), 5804 nucleotides long. RefSeq names its product doublecortin-like kinase 2a (gene dclk2a). Gene Ontology annotation, molecular function: ATP binding; protein kinase activity. Lineage: Eukaryota; Metazoa; Chordata; Actinopteri; Clupeiformes; Clupeidae. The transcript has 18 exons. Gene Ontology annotation, cellular component: microtubule cytoskeleton. Gene Ontology annotation, biological process: protein phosphorylation; intracellular signal transduction. The coding region runs from base 622 to 3774 and encodes 1050 amino acids. The record is from RefSeq and is a predicted model, not a curated record.